CCCACUUCGCACCGCACGGUCGUCGUAAUACUUCGGUCAUAAACAUGUCAAAUACCAAUCGAAAUGGCACUCGACGAUACACGAACGAUAAAAUAAUCUAUGAGAGUGUAAUGCCUGCUACACACUAUCGGCGAACACAGAGAGAUGCCUAAGUGAAAGAACGAACAUUGGGUAGUUUGUAUGAGAGCUUUUAUUUACUGCAAUGAAAAACCAGCAAUUUAUGCCGAAUUCGCCAAGUUUGUCGAACUUUUCAGCUAUAGUGUAUAGUCGGUCAUAGUUAUGUAUGUAGCGGACACGUAGUGGACUAGCAAUACUGCUGAUAACACUUAACAGUGACCCUGUUGGCAUCGAGACCUAACGUGCGGUUUGUUGUCACAGAUUUUAAAAGAUGAUAGGUGCUUACCUAUUCUAAAAUUCAUAUGUAUGUAGAGACACAAUGCGACCCGCCAUCUUAGUAACGGGCGGUGCGGGUUACAUCGGUUCUCACACGGUCAUCACCUUGUUAGAAAGAGAAGAGGAAUACAGCAACUAUGACAUUGUCGUCGUGGACAACCUUAGCAAUGCUUACAAUAGAGCGCCGAACGAGAAGAAACCAGAAUCGUUGCGAGUGAUAGAGGAUCUUACAAACAAAAAUUUACACUUUUAUCCCUUGGACAUAAGAGACGCAGAGGGAUUGAGCCGAGUGUUUGAAAACCAUAAUAUAGACUGCGUUAUCCAUUUUGCUGCGUUGAAGGCGGUCGGGGAAUCCGUUGACAAACCGCUCGAAUACUACCAGGCGAACAUCACGGGCACCGGUACCCUGCUGGAGGUGAUGCGCAAAUACGGCGUAUAUAAACUAAUAUAUAGUUCUUCGUGUACCGUGUACGGGGAGCCUGAGAGGUUGCCUCUAGAUGAGGGGCACCCGACUGGAAGGACGCUGACCAGCCCCUAUGGGAGAUCCAAGUACUUCUGCGAGGAGAUGAUGAAGGAUCUGUGCACUAGUGAUAAGAAUUGGAUGGUGAUAUCGCUGCGUUAUUUCAACCCAGUCGGCGCGCACAUCAGCGGCCGCAUCGGGGAGGACCCCAGCGGGAUUCCUAACAAUCUGAUGCCUUACAUUGCACAGGUAGCAAUAGGUCGCCUGAACGAACUAAAAGUGUUCGGCAACGAUUACAAAACGUCAGACGGGACCGGUGUCCGCGACUACAUUCACGUGGUGGAUUUAGCAGAGGGUCACGUGAAGGCUAUCAAAUUGUUCCAACAACACGGUUUUGGUGGAUUCCAUGCUAUUAAUUUGGGCACAGGCACGGGUUAUUCAGUCCUUGAAAUGAUAUCAGCUUUCGAACGCGCGAGCGGUCGGAAAGUUCCGUACAAAAUCGUCGGGCGCCGGAGCGGGGACAUAGCUGCGAACUAUGCGGACGUCUCGCUCUCGCACAGGUUGCUGGGGUGGCGGGCGAUAAGGACGCUAGAUGACAUGUGCAAGGACACGUGGCGAUGGCAGAGCGCGAAUCCUAACGGGUUUAAGAAAGUUUAGGUUUGACUUUCUAAAUUGGUACAAAUAUUUUUUUUUUACAUUUGAUUUGAUCCCCGCAAGGGUUAUUCUUAAACACCAAUCUCUUAUGACUAGAUAUCUGACAUCAUCAACAACUUUUGUUCUAAGAGUUUUGAUAUAACUCAAUACAUUCGAUAAAAAUUAUAUUUUUUAAGUUAUUCUUGUCCCGUCCUUACAUUAGUACCUCCAUGCGCCUUCGCGUUAGCGCCACCGUGCUUCCUCACCCGCCCGCCUCGCCCGCAAUCCACAUUGAGUGUUGAGCAUCAAACGGAUAAUUAAAGAUUUAUUUUUGUGGAAGUAAAAUUUUACAAAUUAUUAAAACUUGUAGAACAAAUGUUUGUGAUGUCAGCAACCAUGUAAGAAGUAUACUGACUAAAACAUAUUCAUUAUUGCUGACUGAAAAAUUCAAAUCAUAUAAAUAUAUUUGUACCUCAUUUGAUAUCAUCUGCCUGUGCAUUUAUAUAUAUAUUACGUUGAAUGUUACAUAGUUUACGUGCAUAAUGUUAGAAAUAUGAAUAAAAAACUACUAAAGUUGUUUGAAUAAAUUACAUAAAUGUAUAGCAUUGCUACAAACCAAAUAAUGUAUGAAUAAUAAGAAUAUUUGGGUUCCUAGAUUAUGUUAGUUUUAUGUUUGAUACUUUAUUUGGUGCUUUUACAUUUGAAACAAGUUACAUCUUGAUCCUGUAGGGUAACUUAUUUGCUCUAUUUCAAAAGACCUUAAGAAAUUAUUCCCUAAGACCAGAUUUUAUUUUUCAAAAUAGUCUUUAUUAUUUUUAGUUUUAAAGAUCUAUCGAUCUACAAACAGUGCAUUUAAUUUUUAAUAUAGGGCCUAUUUCACCACUUCCUGAUUAAAUAUCGUAUUGUAAACUGACAGAUAAACUAACUGA
Molecule: messenger RNA, 2415 nt
Organism: Plodia interpunctella (Indianmeal moth)
Lineage: Eukaryota; Metazoa; Arthropoda; Insecta; Lepidoptera; Pyralidae
Gene: Gale
Product: UDP-galactose 4'-epimerase
Exons: 9
Coding region: 437-1510 (357 amino acids)
Biological process (GO): beta-D-galactose catabolic process via UDP-galactose, Leloir pathway
Cellular component (GO): cytosol
Molecular function (GO): UDP-glucose 4-epimerase activity
Source: RefSeq, a predicted model, not a curated record